Molecule: messenger RNA, 3021 nt
Organism: Stegostoma tigrinum
Lineage: Eukaryota; Metazoa; Chordata; Chondrichthyes; Orectolobiformes; Stegostomatidae
Gene: nog2
Product: noggin 2
Exons: 1
Coding region: 793-1437 (214 amino acids)
Biological process (GO): dorsal/ventral pattern formation; negative regulation of BMP signaling pathway; osteoblast differentiation
Source: RefSeq, a predicted model, not a curated record
UCAGAAGCGGGGCGCCGACCCGGGAUUUCGCCUCUCUGCGGGACACAGAUAUUUAACCUGGAGCCGGAGACUCGGCAUCAGUCCGGCUGCAACAGGAGGCAAGGAGCAGAGACAGGACGCCUCCCCAGGAUCAACACCGGCUUCAUCUCAGGAUCAACCUGGCAUCAGCACCGGGAUCAAUCCAGGAUCAGCACCGGGAUCAACCCGGCAUCAACACCGAGAUUAAGCCGGGAUCAAUCCCGGAUCAGCAGCGGGAUCAAUCCUGGAUCCUGAGCGGGAUCAGCGCUAACAAUCUCGCUGCCGGUAGAGCUGGGGCCGGGCGAGCCCGUGUGCCCCGGAGUGGAGCCCAGGAAGCGGGCCGCCCUGGGCCGGAGCCGCCGCGCUCUCUCCCGGGCUCCGGGCCGCCUCUCACUCCGGCUCCUGUCAUCCCGUCUAGACAGCUUGUGGCAGUGAGUCCUGGCGUUGCCAUGGCGACAGGCAGCAAGCCGACGUGAAUUUCGGGGUAAAGAAUCUGGAAAAAGGCCGCUUUUCUGGUGCUUUUCGCUUUCCGGAGGUGGAUCGGUGGGAAAGAAAAAAAGCGAGGAAGGAAAAGAAGGCGAGAGAGUGGAAAGUGAGAGAGUGUGGGAGAGGCUGCGAGAGACAGCAGCUUAAUCCGGCAGCAAAGUUAAACCUCAGCACGUCCUGUACGUGCCCGUCAUUCAAAGCCCAGUGUGUUCUAUUAAAAGUAUCAGUCUGCUCGCUUUGCAGCCUAUUUAUAAACCUCUGGGCUCGCCGAACUGGCCCGUUUAAAACAUGGAGCUGCCACAGUAUAUGCUGAGCUGCUUCUGCAUGUUGCUACUGCAGCACGGACUCUGCCAGCCUUAUCUGCACCUCCGGCCCGUCCCCAGUGACAGUUUGCCCGUGGUGGACAUUAUCGAACACCCGGACCCAGACAACGAUCCCAAGGACAACGAUCUGGACGAACGGGCUUUACGGAAGAAGCUCGGCAGUCACUUCGAUCCCAACUUCAUGUCCAUCACCCUGCCCCAACUGGACGACUCUCCGUCCCGGGACCCGAACUCCAGGUUCAAACCUCUGGGCGCCAUGCCCAACGACAUCAAGAGGUUGGAUUUGUCCGAGACCCCUUAUGGGAGGAAAAUGAAGUUGGGUAAAAAGGCCAGAAGGAAGUUCCAGCAAUGGCUUUGGUCCUACACAUACUGUCCGGUGAUGUACACAUGGAAGGACCUGGGAGGCCGCUUCUGGCCACGGUUUGUUAAAGAAGGCAACUGUUACAACGAGAGGUCCUGUUCAUUCCCCGAAGGGAUGCUGUGUAAACCUGUCAAAUCGAUUAGCAAGACUUUCUUAAGGUGGUAUUGCCAAGGAUGGUCAAAACCCAAGUACUGCACGUGGAUACCUGUACAAUACCCAGUCAUUUCCGAGUGCAAGUGUUCCUGUUAAAGGGAGAAAUGUUCUCAUGCAGACUGGGUGAAUCCUAUAUACAGAUGGUCUAUAGUAUAACAGCGCCCUAUAGUGAAAUCUAUUUUUAUAUAUCGCAUUCUAAAGAAGCGCCAGCUUUGUAUCUAUAUAACACAAUGAGAUUUAACGUUGCAGAAAAUCAUGGUUUUUUUUGGGGGGAGGUGGGUGAGGGUGGGUUGGGGAAAAUUGACGGACCAUAAUGAAGCUCCACUCAGAUGGAAGGGAUAUUCGCAGUCACACUGCGGGCCCUGAUCGCUGACUUUGAGAACUAGCAGCAACUCCGAACAAGUCUAGCCUGGGUUUCCAUUCACUGAAUCCUAAUAACUGCCUUUAAUGCCAUGUGCCUAGUUUUUUUUUGUAAAAUAAUAAUAAUUAUUAUAAAAAAAGUUGAGGUGAAGAUAUUACAGAGUGAAAUCUCAGCUUUCCAAUACAAUAUAGGAGUGUAGAAGAGUAAAAUCUUGUGUCCAAUUAUUUAUUACUUUAACGUUUGUUGAUAUAAAUGUAGAUGAUACCGUGACAUUUGGAAAUGUUUACUUGAAUAUUAUUUCUAAAACAAAACAUAUCAAUGUAAAUAUAAUGGUUCAAUGUUUUUAGCAAUAAAAUCUCAUCUUUGAAACAAAAAAGUUUGGACAUCUGACAGCAUUCAGAGCCUUGGCUUCUUUGGGUGCGAGAGAGUGCUUCUGUGCAAAAGAAUAGAACAGUCUUCAUGAUCUAUCCGAGCGGAGGCAGCCCUUCAUCAUUUCAGUCAUUCGGAGCUGCCUUUGAAACGUCCCGUCCCUGCACCCUUCACAAGCCGCCUUGUCGGGAAUGUGUACUAACUGUUCCAUCUGCAGCUUUAACAAACUUUAAGUGACUGUGUCCCCCACACGGUUUUCUAAACGAGAUCACAGGUAAUGAACAGUUACAAACGGUGCCUAGAUUCCAGUCACGGAAGAUGUGUUCACUAUAAAAUCGCAUGUGAAGCUGGUUCGUAGUUCAUUUAUCAAAUAAACGCUGUCCAAGGAACUUAACAUCAGUUGCAAUAAACUGUACAAAGAGGUUCGUUUUGUACAAGAUAACGGUAUUGUUUCAAAGCCCAUUCAGUUGUAAAACCUUUGGUUUAAAAUUUGGGGAAUAGAAUAAUUGCAGCGUCCAUCCUGGAAGGGGGAAUCUCGGGGCAGGUCUGCGGAGAUCCCGGCAUAAACAGGUGAAAAAAAGUCAGACUACUGAAAAAACAAACAAAUCAAAAAGAUGUUUUUAAUUUGGAAUGUGUCCAGCAGGAUUGGGGACACGUUGUCUGGGCAUCUGAGUGGGCUACCCCUCCCCCCCUCGCACACAAACACAGAUAUUUAUACAGCGAUGCAGCCUUGUCUCGAACUUACUUGCUAAGAAAUGGUGUUGAAACUUUACAGGCCGCUUUCACUGAACUAAAUGGAUAAGGAGUGGGGAACAGCACGGAAUGGAAUAGGCAACUGAUAGGAGCGCUUUGCUCUGUCUGCUCCCUCGGCGUUUUUCCAAUCUCCAGCAAGCCCAAACACUGUAACUGUUAUAAGUGGUGCUCGCUAACAGACUUGAACGCGGCUCGGC